AUGAAUUACGGUAACAAUAACAUGAACGCUGCGGGUUUUAACGAAGGCGAUGACGAUAGAAAUACGUACGUGAGAAACAACUUCAUGUCUAACAUGAACGAAUCUCCAUCGUACAACAACCAGGGGAACAACAUGCAGAUGGAGGAAAAUCCAAAUGCACACAUGUUUAACCAAAUGAGAAAUAAAAGGGAAGUAAGCAACAACGUGAUGACCGCCGGUGGAAGUGGAAAUCCUGGAAACAGGAAUUUUUACGAAGGAAAUGUGAACAACGAUGGCUACAUGAUGGGAGAGGGUGAUAAUUUCGAUGACGCAGGAUUAAAUUUGCAUGAAAUAUUGUUAUCCAACAUUAAGAAAGUAAAUUACGACAAAACAACUCCGAUACAGAAAUACAGUUUAAGUAUCAUCAUGAACAAAAAUGACCUAAUCGGGGUUGCCCAAACAGGUAGUGGAAAAACGGCAGGAUAUCUUUUGCCUAUCAUUAAUCAUAUGUUAUUAAAUGAUCCACCCAAACAUACGUUCUAUGAGGAAAAUCAAAAAAGCUCCAGCUAUUAUUAUAACAGAGUUUGUUUGCCCAUAUGUUUAAUUCUGGCCCCCACGAGAGAAUUAGCAGUGCAAAUUUUUUAUGACUCCAAAAAGUUUUGCUUCGAAACGGGAAUUAAGCCAGUGGUUCUCUACGGAGGUAGCAAUAUCAAAACGCAGCUAUCGAACUUGGACAAAGGGGCAGACAUAAUUGUUGCAACUCCAGGAAGAUUAAACGACAUUUUGGAGAAGGGGAAAAUUAGACUCUUUCUCACGUCCUUCUUAGUUCUAGAUGAAGCAGAUAGAAUGCUAGAUAUGGGAUUCUCUCCACAGAUAAGAAGCAUAAUGUAUGACUAUGACAUGCCAGGAAAUGAUAACGACUCACGUAUGAACCCAAACAAAAUGGAAUACAAACGAUACACUAACGAUAUAGUGAAAAGACAAACCAUCAUGUUUAGUGCAACGUUUAGGAAAGAAAUACAAUCGGGAAAGUUGGAAGUACAAAUGAAUAUAUCAAACAAAAUUUAA
This is a messenger RNA of Plasmodium cynomolgi strain B, 1047 nucleotides long. Its product is annotated as DEAD/DEAH box helicase. NCBI's taxonomy places the organism in Eukaryota, Apicomplexa, Aconoidasida, Haemosporida, Plasmodiidae. Gene Ontology annotation, molecular function: RNA binding; ATP binding; RNA helicase activity. Gene Ontology annotation, cellular component: nucleus. Bases 1 to 1047 code for a protein of 348 amino acids. The transcript is spliced from 3 exons. The record is from RefSeq and is a predicted model, not a curated record.